AGGAUAGGAAGCUUCACACACACACACACACACACACACGGCUGUUAAUCACAACGGUCAAGUCGGUCCGUGUAGGUCUUACGGGGGAAAAAAAGCAGCGUUUUUUUUAAAAAAAUUAAAACAAGAUCUGAGUGUUGGUGCGGUCCGGAGCGGAAACCCGGGGAAGGGGUUCCCCAUUGGGGGAGGGAUGAAGGGAUCUGACUGAUGAUGGUGAAACAACGGCAGCACAAUGGGCAGCUUUCCAAGUCUGGUGAGAGUUGUAGCGAUAGUUCUUCCCGGGAGAGUUCACGCAGUUCAACACCAAGUCUGGAAUCGGACCGGCUACGUGAGAAGAUGAGGCGCCGGAUUGAAUCUGGAGAUAAAUGGUUCUCGCUGGAGUUUUUCCCCCCACGCACUGCCAGUGGUGCUGUAAAUCUCCUUUCCAGAUUUGAUCGCAUGGGGGCAGGGGGUCCACUUUUCAUCGACGUGACCUGGCAUCCUGCUGGAGACCCAGGGUCAGAUAAAGAAACCUCCUCCAUGAUGAUAGCGAGCACUGCUGUGAAUUACUGCGGGUUGGAGACCCUACUGCACAUCACCUGCUGUAACCAGAGCAAGGAACAGAUCACAGAGCACUUGCAAAAAGCUUGUCGUCUGGGCCUGAAGAAUGUGCUGGCACUCCGUGGUGACCCAAUAGCUGAUAAAUGGCAGACUGAAGAAGGAGGAUUCAAUUAUGCCAGUGAUUUGGUCAAACACAUCCGUAAUAAGUUUGAUGAUUAUUUUGACAUCUGUGUUGCUGGCUACCCAACUGGACAUCCGGAAUGCACCAGUUACGAGGAGGAUCUCAAACACUUGAAGGAGAAAGUAGAAGCUGGAUCAGACUUCAUUAUAACCCAACUCUUCUUCAAACCACAAACCUUCCUGAAAUUCCUAAAGGACUGUCGUGCAAUUGGAAUUACUUGUCCAAUUCUACCUGGAAUCUUUCCCAUACAGGGGUACCACUCGCUGCGUCAGCUGGUCAAACUGUCCAAGCUACAAGUACCACAGGAAAUCAAAGAUAUCAUUGAGCCGAUCAAAGAUAAUGAUGCUGCUAUUCGAAACUGUGGCAUUGACUUGGCCACAGAUCUGUGUAAAGCACUGCUGACCUCUGGAGCAGUGCCAGGGCUCCACUUCUACACGCUAAAUCGAGAAGUAGCAGCCACGGAGAUUCUCCGACGACUGGGCCUGUGGAUUGAGGACCCCAGACGACCCUUGCCUUGGGCUGUUAGUGCCAACCCAAAGCGGAAGGUGGAGGAUGUCAGACCAAUCUUCUGGGCUUCAAGACCAAAGAGUUACAUUUACAGAACUCAAGACUGGGAUGAAUUUCCAAAUGGCAGAUGGGGGAACUCAUCCUCACCAGCAUUUGGCGAGCUGAACGAUUAUUACCUCUUCUAUCUGAAGAGUAAUUGUGCAAAGGAAGAGUUGCUGAAGAUGUGGGGGGAGGAGCUGGUGAAUGAAGAGCAUGUCUUUGAGGUCUUCACAGCUUAUAUCACAGGAGAAUCCAACAGGAAUGGUACAAAAGUAACUUGUCUCCCCUGGAAUGAUGAAUCUCUGGCAGUGGAAACCAAUUUAAUGAAAGCAGAACUACAGAAGGUGAAUCGCAGAGGUAUCCUCACCAUAAAUUCCCAGCCCAACAUCAACGCCAAGUCCUCAACGGAUCCUGUGGUGGGCUGGGGCCCUGAGGGAGGUUAUGUGUUUCAGAAGGCCUAUCUUGAGUUCUUCACCUCCUCGGAGAAUGUUACUGCACUCCUGCAGGUUCUGAAGAAAUAUGAACCAAGAGUCAACUAUCAUAUAGUUAAUGUGAAGAGUGAGAAUAUAAACAAUGCUUCUGACCUUCAGCCGAAUGCUGUAACCUGGGGAAUCUUCCCUGGACGCGAGAUCAUUCAACCCACAGUGGUUGAUCCCAUCAGUUUCAUGUAUUGGAAGGAUGAAGCAUUCGCAUUAUGGAUUGAGCGGUGGGCAAAACUGUACCCAGAAGAGUCUCCGUCUCGGCAGAUAAUUCAGAACAUUCAUGACAACUAUUAUCUGGUCAACCUGGUGGACAAUGACUUUCCACUUAAGAACUGUCUCUGGCAGGUGAUUGAAGAUAUGUUCCUGUUAAAAUCGAUUGAAAAGCCAUGUGAUGAUGCUGCUGCAGUAGAUGACCUAGCAGCAGUGCCAUGAUUCCAGAAAGCAGAUUUGCUGCAGCAAUGGGAUCCUGAAUGUUUACUCCCAAACGUGUAAGCAAACGGUAGCUUGUUAUUGUUACACCAUGUGCUCAAGUCAAGUUGAUCUUGGAUAGCAUUUGAUUCAACUAGCUGUGGUUAACACUCACACCAUUGACUCUGGUUGGAUUUGGUAACAUUCACAGCUCACUAGGUGUGGGGCAGAUGAGAGCAAAAAUAGUGUGCAAUCUGGCAACUUCUGACCUAUCUGGUUAAAAUCCAUUUUACUGUGAUAUUUAUGUGCUGAAAAUAAAUAACUUAUUGACUCCCUACAGCUGAGUGUCCACUGUAAACUAGCAAUGGUGAUGGCAGUUUUCUCUAUAAAUAGGAAGCAUUAGAAAUAGUCCCCUUGCAUAACGUGAAUAUAGAAGUGCCAUUAGUACCAUAGGAUCUACUUGCCUUCUGGGAGAGUAAAUCUACAGGCAAAAUUUGGGCACUAAUCAAAUCUGGAACAUGAGUUGUAUGAGGCUGACAGUAAGGGAAAGGCACUACUGUUGAUCUUUGCAAAUCAGCAUAUUCUGAUGGGAUUCAUAUGGGGACCAAUGAACUCUGGCUCCUCUAGUUUCUUCUUUUUCCUUCUUGCACAAAUGCGAACCAUUGCUGAGAGAGGCAGAUGGUCGGGGUAGAGGAAAGGUUUGUGGAUAGAAUGGAAUGUGCAACUUCACUGGGUAAAAGGCCAGAUAGAUGACAGCUGCAGUUGUUGCUUUUCAAAUACAAAUAGCAACUUGACCUACAAAUGUUCUCACUGUUCUGCACAACUUUUACAAAAGUCAUGUCACUAUUGUAUUCAAACAUCACCAUAUUUAAAUAAACAUUCACAUAGAACAAA
Molecule: messenger RNA, 3048 nt
Organism: Callorhinchus milii (elephant shark)
Lineage: Eukaryota; Metazoa; Chordata; Chondrichthyes; Chimaeriformes; Callorhinchidae
Gene: mthfr
Product: methylenetetrahydrofolate reductase (NAD(P)H)
Exons: 12
Coding region: 205-2178 (657 amino acids)
Biological process (GO): tetrahydrofolate interconversion
Cellular component (GO): cytosol
Molecular function (GO): methylenetetrahydrofolate reductase [NAD(P)H] activity; FAD binding
Source: RefSeq, a predicted model, not a curated record